AUGCCGACUUGUGAUGUGGCGAAUAUAGGCAAUGUGACGGCGGAGCUGGAGAUCCAGAGGUUACAACAAGAGCAGCUUCGUCGGCAAGAAUUGGCGAGACGGGGCCAGCAUGGCAUGUACCCAGGCCCUCCCCUAGCACUACUGCCGUUGUUGGAGCAGAUGCGGCAACAGCCACCACCGCCAAAUGUACAAAACGCAGGAUGGCAAGCACAAGCUCAAGCGCAGCUAGCCCAGCUAUCAGCCGCGAACGCCCGCUCUCCCCCACCGCAAGACCCCGACGCACCCCUGAACCUGAGCAAGCAGCGGUCACCGUCACCUGCGCAGCCAAUGAUGUUGCCUCGCUUUGUGCCAUACUCCCCGAUGGAUGAAACACCAUACAACAUGCCGAAGGACGAAGACUUUAAUGCUGCUUGUAAUACAUCGUCUUGGAGUCAAUCACCUUCAGAGGAUGCAGAAAAAGCCAAGUUGGUCCGUCAACCGCGACGUGACGAGGCUGGCAAACCCCAUAUCAAGCGACCCAUGAAUGCUUUCAUGGUAUGGGCUAAAGACGAACGCAGGAAGAUCCUCAAGGCGUGUCCUGAUAUGCACAACUCUAAUAUAUCCAAAAUUCUCGGCGCGCGGUGGAAGGCCAUGUCCAACGCUGAAAAACAACCCUAUUAUGAAGAACAGUCCAGAUUGUCUAAAUUGCAUAUGGAGAAGCAUCCUGAUUAUAGGUACCGCCCAAGACCGAAAAGAACAUGCAUAGUCGACGGCAAGAAAAUGCGGAUAUCUGAAUACAAGAACUUAAUGCGGACUCGCCGGCAGGAGAUGAGACAGCUGUGGUGCAGAGACGGUGGUAGUGAGCUUGGUUUCCUUCCACCUUCGUUGUCUUCACCGGGACCAUCGAACUCCUCCCCACCUCCGAACGGCGGCAAUUACAUGAACCCAGCGUUCUCGCCCCCGCUAUCCCCCAGAGAGGAAGAUUGA
Messenger RNA from Arctia plantaginis, 966 nucleotides. The record is from the annotation of a GenBank genome assembly. Lineage: Eukaryota; Metazoa; Arthropoda; Insecta; Lepidoptera; Erebidae.